This is a messenger RNA of Penicillium diatomitis, 207 nucleotides long. RefSeq lists its product as uncharacterized. The record is from RefSeq and is a predicted model, not a curated record. Bases 1 to 207 code for a protein of 68 amino acids. The transcript has a single exon. Lineage: Eukaryota; Fungi; Ascomycota; Eurotiomycetes; Eurotiales; Aspergillaceae.
AUGUGCAUUUUGCCUAUUCGGGUCCCCGCCAUCCCGGGGUACGACUUCCAGGUGGUCCCGCCGGCCUCGACUCUUCCUCUUGACAAAUCCGUGAAGUCGGCUUCCAACUGUGGUCUCGACUGCUUGAAAUAUACGCAUGGCUUUGACCACGGCGAAUUGCGACGUGAGCGCAAGUAUUUAGACAGCCAAGAUAUCCUCGAAGAGUGA